CCCCACUCAACACACAUCGCACACCUGUCCUUCUUGCACCAACGCCUGCCAUCAUGCCGCACCCCAGAAAGCGCUCCAAGAAACUUUACGAUGUCCCCGACGAAUCUUCCAUAGCAGUGCAGCCUUCCUCGAGCCGACUCAUGCAGCUUCCGGGCGAAUUGCGCAAUCAAAUCUACGACCAUCUUUUCAGCUCAACCACGUUAACGAUUCACAAGCGACUUUGGGGGGAGCAGAAGGAAGGCCUAGCGAUACUCCGUACUUGCAGUCAGAUCAAUCGAGAGGCCGCACCUCUAUGGCCCGGUCUAGCGCUGUUUGAUUUCCCGAUCCGUCGCCUUCGUAUGCCAGGGUACGAUUUGAUGCUCAAGCCAGUUCAUUACGUCGACGGCGCGUACGAGAGGAACGAAAACGCAGUGUACUAUAAGCCCGCUAUGGUGCUCAAGCUUCUUCCAGGACUACGUCUAGAUGUUCUUACUAUGAGAACUACUGUAGAUCAAAGUUCUGAUGGCGCUAGCGCCUACGCAGCUCUCAGCGGCCUGAUCGAGAAUGGAAACGGCUGGAAAGAGCUUCAUUACAUCGCCAGCUAUUCCGACAUGCUCGGUUUCAAGACAUGCCAGUUGUGGGACCAGGACAUGUAUAGGCGCAAGCCUCAGCCGAGCAAUUGGAGCAGCAUCCUAUCCGAACGCGACGGUGCAGACUCCAAGCCUACUGUGACAAUCUACCGCUCGACUCAGCCCGACACACCUGGAUCUGUCACGGAGUUGGCCACUCAUGAGCUCUUCGAGCAAGAGAUACCUUUGGAGGAAGAUUAUCCAAGGUUUGGGUUGCAGGCGGACAAUGCGCUUUUGGCCGAUAAGAAGGAAAUGCUGGUGAUAGUGAAGCGUGGCAAAGGCGUCGACAUUAUGGAAAGAUCAGAGCCUCCGUUUGGAUUAGAUGACAUUCGGGAAUGGGCGCAAGGCAUGACAUGGGCGGAGAUAAACUACCACUCUCUCGGUCGGGGUGAGCUUGACGCUCUCAACGAGUAAUCGCACGACGGCUGUUCUUCCAAUAAAGAUAAAGAUUCGGAGGAUGGUCAUGACAGCUCGGGGUAAAAUACUCUCGGUAUACGCUUUGCGGGUUAAGUUUAAGACAGUAAGGAACUCACUUAUGGUGAGGAACUGUAGUUACAACCACACUCCCCUUCGCUCCUUCGUCCACAGCCAUCUUUA
Mytilinidion resinicola is the source of this 1205-nucleotide messenger RNA. RefSeq lists its product as uncharacterized. Lineage: Eukaryota; Fungi; Ascomycota; Dothideomycetes; Mytilinidiales; Mytilinidiaceae. Bases 54 to 1022 code for a protein of 322 amino acids. The transcript is spliced from 2 exons. The record is from RefSeq and is a predicted model, not a curated record.